AUUUAUUAUUACUUCCAAAACCUUAUAAAACCACUUUCAGAACCUCUCUCAGCCUCCCCCAACUUUCCACACCCUUCCUUUCAUAGUUUCUGCAACUCAUCAACCAAGCCAUCCACCUUCUUCAAAGUUUUCGUUUCAGUCUCUUUUAGCUCUGAAAAUGACAUAGACUCAUCAUUCUGUUAUUCUUGAGAGCCCCACCCUUUUUGGUGAUUGACUGUUGAUUUUCGUGCUGCUUUGUCAAAAAUAAAAAAGAGCUUGUUUGCUUACCGGAAGUAAAGUUUUUAGCUUUAAGACGCCCCAAUAAAGGUUUUUUGGGCUAUUUGUUUGUUGACAAAAACUGCGAUUAAAGCCAUUUUUGUUGGCUUUUACUUAGCUUUUGUUGAAUUUAGAGUGAUUUUGGAGGUGGGUUUUCAAGGGCUUCCUCUACAAGGUUUAAAGAUUUCAUUUUGAGCUCCACUGGCAAUGCUCUCUCUGCUUUCUCGGGAGAGUAAGGGAUAGAAGUGUUUGAAGAUGAUGGAAAACAAGAGAAGCCCUUGCUCAGUUGACCAUGGCACUCUCACUUCUCUUGCAACUAAAAGACACAAGGCUGAUUUUUCUAUCUCCACCAAGGAACGAAAAGAGAAACUUGGGGAACGCAUCGUAGCUCUGCAGCAGCUUGUUUCACCGUAUGGAAAGACUGAUACUGCAUCUGUCCUUAUGGAGGCGAUGGAAUACAUACGGUUCCUUCAUGAACAAGUUCAGGUGUUGAGUGCUCCAUACCUCCAAGGUACAUCGACAGCACAAAUGCAGGGGUUAGGGCAACACAGUCUAGAAAGCAAAGGUUUAUGUCUUGUACCAAUCUCUUACACUGCAGGCAUUGCUCGUAGCAAUGGUGCAGAUAUCUGGGCCCCCAUCAAGAGCCCUUCUCCCAAAUGUAAUAAGUCUAUUUAACAAUUUCAUUGACACAGUUUAGCUCAGCAACUUGAAGGUUGUUUCAAGUUUCUAGAUAAGGUGGCGUUAAGGGUAACCAACAUUCGGGAAGCGUGACAAAGUUUUGUCCAGCAGAUGCAACUCUGUAACAGAAUUCAACAUCGGAAAAAUGGAGCUUCGUAUGUUAUAUUAGCCAAGCUCUGAAUGAUGUAAAAUGUCAAGUCCCUAUUCUAGUUUUAAGUGAUGACAAGGCAACGGUAUAUGUAUUUCCCGAUUAGCAAAAUGUAUAUUUACAAACCUAAGAUGUACAAUAAACAUUAACAGAGGAUUAAUCAAAUAUAUGGGGAGGCAUUUAUGGUUUA
This is a messenger RNA of Populus nigra (black poplar), 1271 nucleotides long. Its product is annotated as transcription factor bHLH153-like. The transcript has 6 exons. NCBI's taxonomy places the organism in Eukaryota, Viridiplantae, Streptophyta, Magnoliopsida, Malpighiales, Salicaceae. The record is from RefSeq and is a predicted model, not a curated record. Gene Ontology annotation, biological process: regulation of transcription by RNA polymerase II. Gene Ontology annotation, cellular component: nucleus. Gene Ontology annotation, molecular function: DNA-binding transcription factor activity, RNA polymerase II-specific; RNA polymerase II cis-regulatory region sequence-specific DNA binding; protein dimerization activity. Bases 511 to 930 code for a protein of 139 amino acids.